Messenger RNA from Salvelinus fontinalis (brook trout), 1692 nucleotides. Its product is annotated as stromal cell-derived factor 1-like. Gene Ontology annotation, cellular component: extracellular region. Gene Ontology annotation, molecular function: chemoattractant activity; chemokine activity. Bases 96 to 395 code for a protein of 99 amino acids. Gene Ontology annotation, biological process: chemokine-mediated signaling pathway; positive regulation of cell migration; immune response. Lineage: Eukaryota; Metazoa; Chordata; Actinopteri; Salmoniformes; Salmonidae. The record is from RefSeq and is a predicted model, not a curated record. The transcript has 4 exons.
UGACAGUCAGUCUACCCUGAGCCCUGCUGGAUAGUAGCUGUGAGAAGCUGAUCCCUGAGCCUCUUGUAACUCCAUCCUACUACAUACAGCCCACCAUGGAUGUCAAAGUACUGGCUGUGUUGGUCCUACUGGCUGUGGCCUUGGAUGUACCUCCCUCUACGGCGAAGCCCAUCAGCCUGGUAGAGAGGUGCUGGUGUCGCUCCACUCUCAACACCGUCCCUCAGAGGAGCAUCAGAGAGCUCAAGUUCCUUCACACACCCAACUGCCCUUUCCAAGUCAUUGCCAAGCUGAAGAACAACAGGGAGGUGUGCAUUAACCCCGAGACCAAAUGGCUGCAGACGUACCUGAAGAAUGCCAUUAACAAGGUGAAGAAGUCCAGAAGACGUGCUCAGUAAAGGAUACGUAUACACUAUCCUGACCGGCCCGAAGUGCCCCAGUCCCAGGCCAGCUCUCCUCCUCCUCCUCCUCCUCCUCCUCUACUCAGAUAUGUAACUCUGUAGCUACACGUCUCUGCUCUGGAACACUCUGGAAUGCUCUGGAAUGUUCUGGAACAUUCUGGAAUGCUCUGGAACGCUUGCAAAACCAGCACUUCACCGCCAGACCGACCAUGAUGCCUUGCUGCUGCUGCUGACCCCGCAGCCACCCUGCCUCCCACGCUGCAGACACCUCUCCUCACGCUGUUAGCACCAAGUGCAUAUACCUAAUUAUAUCGGAAUGUGUGAGUACGUGUGUAAAGAGUGUGUGAGUACGUGUGUAAAGAGUGUGUGAGCGCAGUGUGGUUGUUCUUUGUGUGUGUGUGUGUGUGUCUGAACUGAGUGUGUAAGUGUACGUCUGUAUAUAAAGUAUUUUUCCUACUUUUACAAGAGGCAGUAAAGGGACAUUUAAUGUUUUUACACCCGGCUCACCGUCUCAAUUGUGCUGAGCAAGGACUUGUGGGUAUCACCAGGGGUGGGCUCUGACUGAGGGGUCACAGGAUAGGAACAGGAAUGAGCCAUCCAACGGUUGAGCCCACUCUGUAAGAGGCGACCAAUCAGGGCUGAUCAAACAUUCAUAACAGGGGAAAUAGAUAGUCACCCUAACUGAUCCAAGGUCAGAUGUUGUUUAAUCCCUGAUGGUUAAGGCUAGGAUGGUAGGGAAGGAAAUCUUAGAUCUGUGGUCAGGGGCAACUUCUAUGUCAAGCCUUAACAAGCAUUCCAGUCUAGCCAAGACAAUGGCGGACAUGCAUUGAUUCAGGUGUUUCAACUCAAGGGAUCAGAAGACAUUAGUUUGAAGUGAUACAUAUAUUUUAGGGAAGGGAGGCUGUGCACUGAAUCACAUUGAGUUUCCAUUCACAAGAACAGACCGGUGAAGAUCCCAAUCAGACGAUGCGUACAGGCCAGGGGUUUCUAACCUCUCCUCGGUGACCACCAGACGUUUCACAAUUUAGUUGUAGCCCAGAACUAACUCACCUGAUUCACCUAUUCAAGGCUGGUUAGUUGACAAGUUGAAUCAGGUGUGUUAGCUGUGGAAUAGAUCAAAUACAUGGAACGACUGGGGGUCCCCGAGGAGAGGUUUGAAAACCAGUGCUGUAAUAAAGGGAAAGUUAUCUGCUGUAAUACAAGCCGACAGCCUUUAUUGGAGGCAGACAAUUCUGUAUUACAGUUCAGUCCUGUGCCGAAUAGAAAAGCCCACACAAUUAGAAGAGUAACUUAA